GGACCCUAGGGUCUGCAUGUCGCCAUUUUCUACCCGCCAGGCGUUCACCUAAACCUAACCUAAAUCCUAAGUCCUCCACGUGCAAAACCACAGUCGUAUUGUGUUAGAAGUGUUGAGUAUUUUUUUCAUUGAAAAAUGGCAAACAAGUCACUGAAACGGCAAAGAGAAAUCGAAAAUGUGAAGCAAGGAAUACCUAAGGAUGAGGGAGAAGUCCUUCCUGCUAAGAGGUCGUCAGAUGAGCCACCAGUUAAAAGGGAAAAAUGGACGAACCUACAAAGGGUUUUGGUGUUAGCGUCCAGAGGAAUCAAUCAUCGAGACCGUCACUUGAUGGAGGAUUUGAAGUCACUCAUGCCUCAUCAUCGAACAGAAGCUAAAAUGGAAAGGCAGAAGAACCUCCAGGUGGUGAACGAGAUUUGCGAAGCCAAAAAUUGUAACAAGGCGGUUUUAUUCGAAGGGAGGAGGAAACGAGAUCUCUACAUGUGGUUUUCAAAUGCCAAAAGUGGUCCUUCUGCGAAAUUUUUGGUUGAGAAUAUUUACACAAUGGGAGAAAUGCAAUUGACAGGCAAUUGCCUCAAGGGAUCACGUCCAAUGCUCUCCUUCGAUGACAACUUCUCUACACAUCCUCACUACGCCCUCCUGCGAGAGUUGUUCACCCAGAUAUUUGGUGUGCCCAACCACCACCCGAAAAGCAAACCCUUCUUCGAUCACCUCUACACAUUCAGCGUCCUGGACAACAGGAUAUGGUUCCGAAACUACCAGAUCCUGACUGAAGAUGGAGGAUUGGCAGAGAUCGGUCCCAGAUUUGUCUUGAAUCCCGUGAAAAUAUUCGCCGGGAGUUUUGGAGGAGAAACCCUUUGGGACAACUCCUUCUACAUCUCUCCAGCCAAGUUUCGUCAGGCCGGAAAUAAGAAAGCUGGAGCAAAGUACAUCAAUAGAAUCGAGCAGAACAUGGCACAGAAGGCGAACAAGCCUGAGGUCUCCUACUCGUUGAAUCCAUUGGAUGAUAUCUUCAAAGGAUAACCAGUGAUGAAGGCCAGCCCCCUGACACUCAGCCAAACUACUGUUCGCGGUAAUGAAGCCGCCGAGGUGGCGCUACGCGACUUGACGGUAGGCCGCGCCAUUACAGCAUCGUUCAAACAGCGAUGUUGUUUCUCGGAGUCAUUCACGAUAAUUAUGGACAAGCCAAUAAUGGCAAGAUAUUGUCUUGUGUAUUAUAAUUUAUUAAUAAAUACAUCGUUGAAUUAUCAUGUUUUUGAU
Messenger RNA from Diachasmimorpha longicaudata, 1257 nucleotides. RefSeq names its product ribosome biogenesis protein BRX1 homolog. Gene Ontology annotation, molecular function: rRNA binding. The transcript has 3 exons. NCBI's taxonomy places the organism in Eukaryota, Metazoa, Arthropoda, Insecta, Hymenoptera, Braconidae. Gene Ontology annotation, biological process: ribosomal large subunit assembly; rRNA processing. Bases 136 to 1020 code for a protein of 294 amino acids. Gene Ontology annotation, cellular component: nucleolus. The record is from RefSeq and is a predicted model, not a curated record.